UCUUCGGAAUUGGGGAAACGUAAUUGAAAUGCCAUGGAAAUAAAGAAAUUCGAUCUCGGAAAUGCGGCCAAUUAUUGCUCACUGAGACUUUAAAGAAAGAAAAGUUAUUAAUCAUUUAUUUGGAGUUUAUAAAAAAAUAUCCGGUUACUUUAAAAGUAAUCCAUGGAGAUUGUAAAUUAUUAAGCAUAGCCUUACAACACCCAUUUUUAUAUAUUUUGUUUAAUGUUUGUUUCAAAUUAAAUAGGUUAUUUUCCCAUUUCAACGGAUUGAUACACAUUAUUGUUCCAAGUUGAACCCAAAGUACCCUUUGUCAGUGUAUAAAUAUGAGAGCACUGUAAAAUGUAAAUGGAUGAGCUGUCUGAAGUUCAUUAGAUGUUCUAAGCACGAUUGGCGCUAUAGAUCACCCAGAGGGAGAAAGGUCUCGAGAAACGAAAACAGAAAUGAUACUGGAAGAGAGAGUGUUCAAGAUAGAGCUACAUAUUUCCCAUUCUACAAUUAAGAAGGCCGCGACAAAUUAUGUUUAAUGCGAAAGCAUUUAGCUAAAUUGAACCAGAGAGAAACCAAGAAUUUUCAGCUGGUUUUGGCCACGAGGUGUUAGGUGUCAGCUCGUCUGGUUCUGUUAGUACCAGUCCAAAUCGAUGACAGACUAAACGAGCCGAGUUGACAUUGAAGCGAAAGCAGCUCAAGAAUCAGGCCGUACACAGAAAAAAUAUCUAGCUUAAUCUAAAUUUUAUUUAAGAAAUGUAUAACACCUUGUCAACACUUAUAAAUAUGAAGAACAAGUUCUUAUACCAAGAAAAAAGUAGAAAAACAGUAAAAAUGGUAACUUGUGUAUUCAAUUUUUUUAUGAAUAUGACUUAUUAUUUUUCCCUAUAUUUAUGAAAUGUUUUAUCCAUUGUUGUUCUCGAAAUAUUAAACAAGUUUGCGGAAUAGAUGCACACAUCGACACCGGUAUUAAAAUGUUCUCCGGUUUCAAAUUUCAGUUAUAGAGUAACUGGGUUCUCAGUGUAUAUUGCCGUAUUCCUCGCUUGGCCAACGUGUGUCUGGAAUGACUAAUUGAAUAGAGCAUGGGCUCGUAUAUCUCGCAGAUACGUAUCCGCCAGAUACGUUAGGGAAGGCGUGUGCCCGGCCUAAUGGCUAGGCUCAGCAGCAUGUUGCAAUUGGUGCUCUUCGCUUGUCAAUCUGGCCCUGGCAACAUUCGCUGCCAAAAGCUGGCAACAUUUAACGGCGAAGAGAACGAUGAUUUGGCGGCGAAAAAAAAGAAACAUUUUUUCCUCGUCUAGAUCGAAUUUGCCGCUCGCCGGUUGCAACGACGAUAUAAUCGCAAUCGCAGCUCGCAACAUGUUGGCUUCAAACCGGUCUGGCCAUGAACUUGGUGAAAGAAGCUACCAUGGCGAAGCUCCAGAUGGGAGAAAAGUCUGCGCUGCGUUUUCCGCUUGGAAAUUUUUAAAAGACGCUGCCGUCCAACGGCCUGGAACAUUUGUAAUCCGACGUUAGAAGUCAGCGGAUCGUGGCCAAAACGCAGAGUGUCAAGCCAGUUGGUAGAAGUUGGUAGAACUGCGACUCUGACUCCUCCUGACUCUGGACUUCGCGUGUGUGUCUUUCUGUGUGUCCGAAGAUUUGGAGUUACUGUUAGUUGACACUAAUACGAGAGCGAGUGAAAUACGAGAAAUACAAGAAAAACCGAACGUGAAUCGCGAGUGCAAAAAGUAACAAAAAUAGAAAGAAGAAAACGCCAAAAAAUAAAGUACGAAAAAUCGCUAUAAGAAAUCCUCAGUACAAGCCAACACAAAACCGGAAGAAAACGAAACUCAGCAAUCUUGGUCAAAAUGGUGCGGUUAAAUGCAGCCUGGAGCUGCGGUUUUUUGGCCCUGAUUGCGUUGGUAUCCACUGUCGCCUCCUCCACUGCGGAUUACCCGGGUGUCAUCGAACUGGUGGGCUACAGCAACCGCCGCGCACGGACCUACUUCCAGGAGCAGCCCCGCUCCAAUCCCAAUCCCAAGCCCGGCUUAACUUCAGCCAAAACCCGGGCGGAUAUUGAAACCGUAAAGAGGAAUAUCCGUAAAUACGAUCGGUUGCUAGAGUUGGAUACGAAGAAUCUGCCCGAGCAGCAGAAGGAUAUGCUGGCCAGGAUUGUGGAGCGGGUGGCCAGGCUCAAGGAAUCCCUGGACAUUGAGGAGCAGCAGUUCAACCAGCAGGAAUCUACCUCCGCCAAGAGCAGUAGUAGUACCACCACUAGCACCGCCAGUACCCAAGAAUCGCAAACAGAAGCGGACACGGAGCGGGAUCAGGAGACGCUCGAGCAGAGCACACAGGUGCCCACUGGAGCCACCGAAGCUGAAACGGAUCCCACCCUAAUCCUAGACGAAACCACGCUGCUGGAGCUGCAGAAUACGAUGAACGAGCAGGCUGCCAUGAGCACUAUAAUGAAGGAAAUGCCUACGACCACGGAUGUGAGUCAGCAGGAAGCGGAGUCGGAGGCCACCGAUGAGGAGGGCGAGACCACCUCCCCCAAUCUGACCACCCAAUCCGAGGCAGCGACCACCAGUGAUGAAUCCCUCACCGAUUCCACUGAUCCCGAUGACCAAUUCGUAGCUGCCAGAUCGAACAACAACAUAGCGGCCAUAACGGCAGCGGACGAUGCCGAUGGCACCACCACAACCACCGCGAAUACGGGCAGUCAGCAGCGCACGUUGACCACCAUGGGAAAGCUGAAGAAUCGGGCCACCAAGCGACCCUUCGCCCACAAGGUCACCGCCGCCCUGAAACGAGGAGGUCAGCGUCCGAGUAGCGUGAGUGCAGCAGCUGCCAAUGCGGCAGCGGCCUCAAAACCCAGUAGCAGCACCACUGCCGCCGCCAGCAGCACCACUCAAAAGCAGAAAUUGGCCACCAACAGUUUCCAGCAGAAGCAGCAGCAAGCGAAGCCCCUGCAAAAGGUGACACCCUCGAUCGGAGGCGGUGGCUCAUCCAAUCCGUCCUCAGCAUCUAUUCCCUCGGCCACCACGAAUUCUGCAUCUCCUGCCCUGCCCAUCGAGCAAUUGUACACCCGUACUCCGCAGGCCAAUAUCCCAUUGGCAGCAGCGGCAGCAGCAGCAGCAGCUUCCUCAUCGUCGGCGGCGGCAGCAGGAUCAGCAGGAUCGGGAGCCACGCCAUCCACCUACAGCAGCCAGCAUGAUAGCAUGGUCUACGAUGCACAUGUCAAUGCCUCGGCCUUGAUCGACAGUCUCAACACAAACGCUCGGGAGGAAUAUUACCAGCAGAAACUAGGAGCAGGAGUCAACAAGGAUAACAAGAAAACGGCGACAGCGAAACCGACGAAAUAUCAUUAUUAUCCGCACAAUCAGCACAUCUAUCUGCUGCCCGAGUGUGCCAUUCAGCAAGUUUGUAACGCCGUCUACGUGAGAUUGAACUACACCCAACCACUGUGCGCCUGUCCAUCAAGAUAUCGUGAUCCCUGCUCGGCCAGUCUGAAUGAAGAUGAUCAGCAUACCACAAAAUUGGUUGGCGAUACUAAGAAGAAGGCCAUCACGUUGGCCAAAACCUGCGAGGCCACCACCGAGAUGCGCGAGUGCCGCUCACCCAAGGACUGGUCCCUUCUGGCGCUCCAAAACACACGAACCGGCAAGUCGCACUACUUGGUCAUCUGCCGCUGUCCCGACCACUUCAAAAUGGAGGGACCCAUGGCCCAUGACCAGCCCACCUAUGCCAGCGUGCCCGGAAUCCGAGUAUUCGGCAUGAUGUGUGUAAAGCCGGGAUACUCGGUGCGCAAGCCCAGCAACCAGCCACCCAAAAGGUAUCAACUCCAGAAGCCGUUCUAUCGUCCGUCUGUGGGAACCACCGUGGGCGGCCAGAAGGAUAGCUACGGCAGACCCAUCUACGGUGGAGGCAGCUCCUCGGGCAGCUCGGCCAUCAGCUCCAACUACCAGCCGCAGGAUUCGAGCUUCCAGAACGGAGGAAGCAGUUCGUAUCAGUAUCUCAACCGACCUGAAAGCGGCGGCAGCCACAGCUCCGCCAACUUCCGUCCGGAUCAGUUCUCGAUCAACAACUUCCCGAGCAGCAACUACGGACGCAACAACGAGCGGCGCGGCGAUCUGCCGCCCAUCGAGGCCAUUUCGAGUGGAUCGGGCACCGGAGCCGAGGAGCAGCCGAGCAGCAGUACUCCAGCGGCAGAGGAGGAGGCCAGAACCACUCUGCAGGCAGAAGAGGAGACGGAUCCGGCGGCCGCAGCAGUUCCAGUGGCAGCGGAACUGACCACCACGGCGGAGGAGGCUGGACUCGGUAGCCGGACCAGGCGAUCCCUACCCGAUACGGAUGACUAUGAGCCGGAGUUCCCGUGGGAUCGCGUGCUCGAGUUCCAGCAGAGCAUCAUUUGGGACUAAGUUCCGGAAAUACCAAGCAACCAAUCCUAGUAGAUACAAUUUCAAUAGCACAAGGCGACAUUUCCGGCGACUAUAAAAGUGUGCAAAAAUCAACUGUGACUGAAGUACGAGAUGAGAAACACGGAAGUAAAUGGCUUCGAUAAGCGUAAAGUUAGCGUCACGUAACGUCUAGCGCAACGUAACGUAACGUAAUUAGCUAAGCUUUUCAUAAUUUAAAAAGAUGUUUUUAGGCAUUUCACUUGGCAUUUCACUUCUUCCCAGCGUACCACCAUCCCUCUUAAUUUAUAUAUUUAUACAUGUAUUUAUUUACAAAACAAUUUACGAAUUAAUUAAACAAUUACAAGUGCCCGGGCACGAUCGCACUAAUUGUUUAAUUAAUUUGUUUUGCAUUUAAGCGUAAACAAGGCCUCAACUUUUUAAAAUAAUAUUUAAAGAUUUAAACGAAUAGUUUAGGUGCAAAACUGGAAACUAUUUAAAAAGGAAACAUAUGAACAAAAUGAUAAUUAAAUACAAAACCAACACCGAAAUUAUUUAACCUAAAUUUAGUUGCUUAUUUAUGUUUAGACCUAAGCUGCAUUUACUAGUAGUUAAAUAAAAUACUAUUUAAAAACAUGUCUUAUUCCUCAAAA
Molecule: messenger RNA, 5008 nt
Organism: Drosophila yakuba
Lineage: Eukaryota; Metazoa; Arthropoda; Insecta; Diptera; Drosophilidae
Gene: dsx-c73A
Exons: 5
Coding region: 1830-4379 (849 amino acids)
Source: RefSeq, a predicted model, not a curated record